AUGGGGAACUGUUUGCCGUUACUGUUCCCGAACUUAUUGCGUAGCGACGAUCACUCCGCACUGGAAGAAGUCAUUGAUAAUGCUAGCGGCAGUAAUACUAUAAUGAGAUAUCCCGAUUCAGAGUUACAGAGUGCAUACACAAAUGAACUGUGGGUCUCAGAAACAAGCAGCGAAAGAAGGCGACAAGAAUUAUUGAUAGAAGACCCUAAAAAAGUUCACGUGUCAACACUACUAGAACAGAUUCCUGCUGACACAUAUAAAGAAGAAGCAAAAAUGAGAGAUAUCGAGUGUCCAAUUUGUAUGAUAGAUUUCGUUGAUGGUGAUCCGAUUCGUUAUUUGCCUUGUAUGCAUUGCUAUCAUAAGAAUUGUGUGGAUGAUUGGUUGAUGCGAUCGUUUAGCUGUCCAUCGUGUAUGGAACCCGUUGACUCAGCCAUGUUAUCAUCAUUUACUGCACAUACACUUAUAGGUUUAGAAUCAUUGACUUGUUCUUCGGCUGCGUCUGGCAUACAUCACAGUUUGCCACCUGCGUAA
Messenger RNA from Brugia pahangi, 531 nucleotides. Lineage: Eukaryota; Metazoa; Nematoda; Chromadorea; Rhabditida; Onchocercidae. The record is from the annotation of a GenBank genome assembly.